AUGGCCGCUGAAGCCGGCAUGGCGCAACCCGAGCAACGCGACAACGGCGAUAACAACACCGAACCCCCGACAUCCCAGAUCCUCACCCUCACCCAGUUCCACGCCGCCCUGGCAACGGCACUGCUGAUCGCUACAUCCAGCCAUAACUACCACCACAAUCACUACCAUCACCACCGGCAGGGUGUCACCCUCGUUAAUGCGCUGUCCUACCUCCACUUCUGGUGCGCCACACUGGGUUUCGCCUGGUGGUAUGCCUCGCAGUGCGCCAGCUUCAGCACGGCCGAGGCAGGCUGGGUGCGCCAGGCCCUGCUGACAGCGCGGGCGGGCUAG
Messenger RNA from Parathielavia appendiculata, 330 nucleotides. RefSeq lists its product as uncharacterized. The transcript has a single exon. The record is from RefSeq and is a predicted model, not a curated record. NCBI's taxonomy places the organism in Eukaryota, Fungi, Ascomycota, Sordariomycetes, Sordariales, Chaetomiaceae. The coding region runs from base 1 to 330 and encodes 109 amino acids.